Brienomyrus brachyistius is the source of this 2518-nucleotide messenger RNA. Its product is annotated as protein NLRC3-like. The transcript has 8 exons. The coding region runs from base 120 to 2417 and encodes 765 amino acids. The record is from RefSeq and is a predicted model, not a curated record. NCBI's taxonomy places the organism in Eukaryota, Metazoa, Chordata, Actinopteri, Osteoglossiformes, Mormyridae.
GAUUUAAACCUGGAGUCGCCAAUUUGUCAAGAAACACGAAUAUGAGUCUGGAAAUAUAAAAAGAUAUUUUUAUUGCCAGAGGCCCCAGCAGGAAUCAACUGGUCUGGAUCGGCACAAUAAUGGCGGAGAGAGGAAAAAGAAGAGCUGCUUCUGAAAUGGGCCCCCCUGUGGGGUGUAAGAGAAAGAGCCCUGAGAGUGUCCUGAUGAAGAGAGCAGACUCCCCUGUACCCAGCUGUGUUUCCAUGAAGAGUGACGCAUCAAUGGGAAAUCCACUCGACUUCAGAGAGGGACCUUUUCCUACAGAUCAAAGAGACCAAAUGGAAGAAUGCAGUUCAGAUCUACAUGAUAAAUCGGGUUUAUCAUCCAUAUUGAAGUCACUAGAGGAAAAAGCCAUGAAGUUUUUAAAAGACGAGCUGAAGACGUUUGUGAGGCACCUAGAUCAGAAUUACCCAGAAUGCUCUGAGCCUCAGCUGGAGGAGGACAAUGACCUGGACUGUGAUGGUCAGAUGCGGAAGACCAGUGUUAGAGAGGUAGCUCUGAAGAUCACUCUGUACAUCCUGAGGACCAUGAAGCAAAAUGAUCUUGCUGACAUGCUGGAGAAGAGACAGCUCAUGCUGCAACAGGAAAUCAAAGGUAAACUUAAGAAGCAAUUUGAGUGUGUAUUUGAAGGGAAAGCUAAGGAAGGACAGCCAACACUUCUCAGUGAGAUUUACACAGAACUCUACAUAACUGAAGGUGGGACUGGAGCAGUCAAUGAUGAACAUGAAGUGAGACAGAUUGAAACAGCAUCCAAGAAAAGGCGAACAGAAGAUACUACAGUCAAGUGCAAUGAUAUAUUUAAACCCUUAUGUGGGCGUGUGACACCUAUCAGAACUGUACUCACUAAAGGGGUGGCAGGUAUCGGGAAAACAGUCUCUGUGCAGAAAUUCAUUCUCGACUGGGCAGAAGGAAAUGCAAACCAGGAUGUUCACUUCAUAUUUGCUCUUCCUUUCCGGGACCUGAAUUUGAUUAAGGGUGAAUACAGUCUGAUUGAACUGCUUCACCACUUUGUCCCUGAACUGAAAUCAUUUCAAUCCACUGAGCUGUUUAGGUACAAAGUCUUGUUCAUCUUUGAUGGUCUCGAUGAGUGUCGCCUUCCUCUGGAUUUUCAGAACAAUGAGAGCUGGUUUGAUGUAACAAAGAAAACGUCACUGGAUGUGCUGUUGACUAACCUUAUUAAGGGGAAUCUGCUCCCAUCCGCUCUCCUCUGGAUAACCUCCCGGCCAGCAGCAGCCAAUCAGAUACCUCCUGAGUGUGUCCACCAGGUGACAGAGAUACGAGGGUUCAGUGAUGCCCAGAAGGAGGAAUAUUUCAAGAAGAGAUUUAAUGAUCAGAGCCUGACCAGCAGGAUUAUUACACAUGUGAAAUCAUCAAGGAGCCUCUUCAUCAUGUGCCACAUACCUGUGUUCUGCUGGAUUUCAGCCACUGUGCUUAAGAGGCUUUUUAGUGAGACUGACAGGGGAGAAAUUCCAAAGACUCUGACUGAAAUGUACACACACUUCCUGAUCUUUCAGACAAGUUUAAAAAAUGACAAGUAUAUGAAAAACCAUGAAACUAAGCUUAAGGAAUACAGCAAGGAAUUCCUUUUAAAACUUGGUAAACUGGCUUUUGACAACCUUGAGAAAGGCAAUCUCAUAUUUUAUGAGCAAGAUCUGACAGAGAAUGGCGUUGAUGUCGCUGAAACUUCAGUUUACUCUGGAGUGUGCACAGAAGUCUUUAAAGAGGAGUAUGGGUUGUACCAGGAGAAGGUGUACUGCUUUGUGCAUCUGAGCAUCCAGGAGUAUCUCGCUGCUCUAUAUGUGUUUCUGUCAAACUUAUCAGCUGACCUGCUGAAAACUGCAGUGGAUCAGGCAUUAGAGAGCAAGAAUGGACACUUGGACCUCUACCUCCGCUUCCUCCUGGGCCUCUCAACAGACUCCAGUAAGACUCUGUUACAAAGGCUACUGGGGCCGACAAGAAUCAGCUCACAUACCAUUAAGGAAACAGCCCAAUACAUCAAGGAGAAAAUACAGGAUAAUUUAUCUCCAGAAAGGACCAUCAACCUGUUCCACUGUCUAACUGAACUGGGUGACAAUUCUCUAGUAGAGGAAGUACAAAGAUACCUGAAUUCAGGAAACAUUUCAGCAGAUGACCUCUCACCUGCACAGUACUCAGCUCUGGCCUUUGUGAUGCUGAUGUCAGAUGAGGAGCUGGAUGUGUUUGACCUGAAGAAAUACAUCAGAUCAGAUGAAGAGCAUUGCAGGCUGCUGCCUGUGGUCAAGAACUCCAGGACGGCUCUGUAUAACAAUACAGGGAGAAAAAGGAAAUGGAAAAAGGAAAAUGACUGCAGUAGAUUGUCAGGACGCACAGAACACUCUGCAGACUAUAGUUCAUUUUGAAGUGCUGAACAGCUGUGAUCUCAUAGAUAAACACUGUGAAGUGCUGUCUUCAGCUCUAAGAUCAAACUCUUCCCCCCUGAGAGAGCUGGACCUGAGUGACA